AUGGCACCGCCGGAAGAGUUCUGCCAGACGCCAGACAAGCCCUUCAAUGUGGCUGUAGUCGGUGGCGGCAUAGCGGGUCUGACUCUGACCCUUCAACUCCUCCGGAACAGGAUACCGACUACGCUAUAUGAACAGGCGCCCAAGUUUGGUGAGGUUGGAGCUGGCGUGUCUUUCGGUCCCAACGCGCUGAGGGCUAUGUCCUUGAUCUCACCUCAUGUGCGGCAGGCCUUUGAGAACCAAGCAACAUGCAACGAAUCAGAAGACUACAAGGACGUAUGGUUCGAUUUCAGAUACGGCGAGACUUGUGACGAUAAACACAAGGAGGGCGAUCUCAUUUACCGUCAAAAUUGUGAGACGGGUCAGACUGGUAUCCUUAGAGCACACUUCUUGGACGGACUGGUCAAGCUACUGCCCGAUGGGGUUGUGGAAUUUGACAAGAGGGCGGAGAAGUACGAAGACGACGGUAAAAGCGUGCUGCUUUACUUCCAAGACGGCUCAACCGCGCGCUAUGAUGCAGUCAUAGCCUGCGACGGGAUCAAGUCUAGAUUGCGAAGCUUGAUGCUUGGUGAAGAUCACCCAGCAUCCAAGGCUAUUUUCUCUGGGAAGUACGCCUACCGAGGCCUUAUUCCCAUGGAGGACGCAGAGAAGCUUCUCGGCAAAGAGCUAGCAAAGAACGCUCAAAUGUACUUUGGAAGACACGGUCACAUUCUUACAUUUUCCGUCGCAAAGGGGAAAUUCAUGAACGUGGUGGCUAUUACCAGCGCUGAUGAGUGGAAGUCGGACAAGUGGGUCGUCUCCGUGAAGAAGGAGGACAUGAUCCGCGACUUUGAAACCUGGGGCGAGAAGUCUAGGCAAAUCAUCCAGCUCAUGCAGAACCCCGACGUGUGGGCACUCUUCGAGCAUCCGCCGAGUCCAACAUACUACGAGGGGCGACUUUGCCUGCUGGGAGACGCUGCGCACGCAUCCACGCCUCACAAGGGUUCUGGCGCGGGCAUGGCGAUAGAAGAUGCAUACAUCCUCGGCAACCUCUUGGGCUCCAUCUCUGACGCUAGCCAAAUUGAGAUGGCUUUCUCGACAUACAACAAGAUGCGAUGGGAGAGGUCUCAGAAGCUCGUCACCGAUAGUCGCGAGACAGGUCAGCUAUACGACUUGGAGUUGAGCGAAGACUCUGAGUGGGUUGCCGACAAAUUGUCGGCUCGGAUGGAUUGGGUUUGGAAGUAUGACUUGACUGACGAGCUGGAGAGAGGCAAGGGGGAGUUGGUGAAGGAUCAGGCAUCUGUUGAAACCAGAGCGCAGCUUUGA
Messenger RNA from Colletotrichum orchidophilum, 1302 nucleotides. Its product is annotated as mannitol 1-phosphate dehydrogenase. The transcript is spliced from 2 exons. Gene Ontology annotation, molecular function: FAD binding. The record is from RefSeq and is a predicted model, not a curated record. The coding region runs from base 1 to 1302 and encodes 433 amino acids. Lineage: Eukaryota; Fungi; Ascomycota; Sordariomycetes; Glomerellales; Glomerellaceae. Gene Ontology annotation, biological process: secondary metabolite biosynthetic process.